AGGAUGAGCCGGUUCCUCAACCUCCUCCGCAGUUGGUUACUGAUGGUUGCUAUUGUUGCUGCAGGAAACACAAUUCAGAGUUUCUGGGACCACAGCUUUUUGUCAGACAAAUUGUACACUGGAAGCCCAACGUUCGUGAAUGGUUUGCAGGCAAGGACAUUUGGGAUCUGGACUCUACUCUCUUCCAUCAUUCGAUGUGCAUGUGCAGUGGAUAUUCACAACAGAACGUUGUACCACGUGACUCUGUGGACCUUUAUUCUUGCUUUUGGUCACUUUGUGUCUGAAUCCUUUAUUUAUCACACAGCACCUAUGACAAAAGCAGUGAUGGCACCCCUGUUAGUGGCCAGUUUCUCGAUCCUGGGAAUGUUGGUUGGAUUUCAGUGCUUGGAAGAUCCUCAAGAGGCAACCUCUAUUCGACCAAAGAAAAGGAUGUAGAGCCUCCAUGAUGGCCUGGCUGCUCAGAAUAAUGGUGUGCAGAGAGCGAAUAGAUAGGUUUCUGGCUGCUGCACAUUCAACUAGUUCACCUCGGCACUCUCUCCACUGCACUUCCAUCAACUUCAUUCAUCACAAUCAGUGACUGAAAUCCAUUCGUUAGCUGGAAAGACCUUUCCGAUGUUCUGAAGUCAUAAAGUGUGCUUUAGAAAUAUGAGUCUAUUUGGAUUGUGAUACAACACAGAAAGAGGCUAUUUGGCUUAUUGUAUCCACGCUGGUCAACAUUUAUCCCAUUUCCCAGCCCUUUGCCGACAGCUUUGGAGACUACAGUAAUGCAAGUGAACAUUUAAAUGCUGCUCAAAUGUUUCAAGAGUUUUUGAUUCAACUAUCCAAUUAGGCAGUGACUUCCAGAAUCCCAACAUCCUCCGAGUUUAAAAAAAUUCUUACCUCUUCUUUUCGCUUUCUGCUUCUUACCUUGAAUCUAUCCCCUAUGUAUCAGGUCCCCUUUCAACCUUCAUUCCUCCAAGGUAAUGGCCUAUUCAGUCUUCCCUCAUUGUUCAGACUCUUCAACCUGGGCAACAUCCUAGUAAAUGUCUUCUGCACCCUUGCCAGUGCAAUUACAUCCUUCGUAUAAUAUGCAACCAGAGCUGCACACAGUGCUCCUUCUGUGGCCUAAAUAACAUUAUAUACAGCUCUAUUUUUGCCUGCUUCUCUUGUAUUCUCUGACUUGGCUAAGAAAGAUAAGUAUCCCAAACGCCGCCUUAACCACCUAAUCUACCCGUCCUGUAGCUUCAGGGAUCUGUGGACAUAGUGGUAAUGACA
Molecule: messenger RNA, 1254 nt
Organism: Rhincodon typus (whale shark)
Lineage: Eukaryota; Metazoa; Chordata; Chondrichthyes; Orectolobiformes; Rhincodontidae
Gene: erg28
Product: ergosterol biosynthesis 28 homolog
Exons: 4
Coding region: 4-435 (143 amino acids)
Cellular component (GO): endoplasmic reticulum; membrane
Molecular function (GO): protein-macromolecule adaptor activity
Source: RefSeq, a predicted model, not a curated record